UUGCCUCCACGCUGGACAGCUCAGAGUAUACACAUAUACAGGCAGAGAGCGCACCGGAGACGCUCAGUGCCUGACAGGAAAAGUUAGAGUCUCGGCGCUUUUCAUUCACGGACUCAAUAUAAGUCUGGAUACUUUGGCAAAAGCUUUGUGAACUGUUUCAACUCAACACAGAACAGCCGAUCAUCGCUUGGUGAAAGAAGUAAGUUCUGAUUCCUGUGUCAAGAAAAGUGCGCACUCAAAGUUUGGAAGUUUUUACGCACAGAGAGGACGUUUGGAAACCAGUGUUUUCAUCAGUAACCAGGAAGAAGAAAAGGGGGGGACGGAAAGUUGUUUUUGUAGAAGACUGUGUAGCUACGUUUGUUUUUGGUUUUCUUCUAUGUAUACCAAGAUGGAAACUACUUUCUAUGACGACUCACUCAACGCUUUCUCCCAGCACGAGAACGCCGGCUACGGAUACAGCAAUCCCAAAGCGCUGAAACACAACAUGACACUGAACCUCUCCGACCCAGCGAGCGCUCUGAAACCUCACCUCCGCGCCAAAGCCGGUGACAUCCUCACCUCCCCCGACGUGGGUUUGCUGAAGCUGGCCUCUCCGGAGCUGGAGAGGCUCAUCAUCCAGUCCAGCAACGGGCUCAUCACCACCACGCCGACCCCGACCCAGUUCCUGUGCCCCAAGAAUGUCACUGACGAGCAGGAGGGGUUCGCGGAGGGAUUUGUGCGCGCCCUGGCUGAGCUCCACCACCAGAACAUGCCGGCCCCAGCAAACGUGAGUGUCACCUCGACUCCACCGACAAGUGUCAACUCUGCCCUGCCGCCUGUUUCAUCUGUUGCCGGUGCCACAGUGUACAAUAACAACGCUGCCAUGCGCUCUGAGUCGCCGGUUUAUGAGGACUUGAACACUUUCAACCCGGCCAUCAGCACCGUAUCGGCACCAAACUACACCACCUCAGCCCCCACUAUGUCUUUCCCUGCUGCCCCGCCUCAGCUUCCCAUCUACGGCCAGCCUUCCUCCGCCCAGCUCCCCCGGCUCACUGCGCUCAAAGAAGAGCCCCAGACCGUGCCCGAGAUGCCAGGGGAGACCCCCCCUCUCUCCCCAAUCGACAUGGAGAGCCAGGAGCGCAUCAAGGCUGAGAGAAAGCGGAUGAGGAACCGCAUCGCUGCCUCCAAAUGCCGGAAAAGGAAGCUGGAGAGGAUCUCGAGGCUGGAGGAUAAAGUGAAGACCCUAAAGUCACAGAACUCCGAGCUCGCAUCCACCGCCAACAUGUUGCGCGAGCAGGUGGCCCAGCUGAAGCAGAAGGUGAUGAACCACGUAAACAGCGGGUGCCAGCUCAUGUUAACGCAGCAACUUCAGACCUUCUGAGGUGGUGUCAGCGGCGGCGGAGAGAGAAAAGACUAUAGUUGAAAGAAUAGGACGCUUCCUGUGACAGUGAGUGUCUGCGCCUCUCGAAAUCGUGUCGGGAUUUGGGAUGAUGUGGCGCGACACUGGCGGGACCGGGGGCCGUACCAAAGUAACUGAGUGCCACGCGCUCCCCAGUGGCGCGUCCUAGAGAUGGGCUCGGGACUGUGACAAUAGCCAUGAACCAGAAGGGACAUAGCAACAAGCAGAAAACCUUCUGUUUCUGUUUCAUGCUGUUUUUCUUGACAGGACUGAAGUUUUCUUGAUUUACAUCCAGCCCUGCAUGGACUUCAUCAUGACCAUCAGAGGGAAAGUUCAGUAUUAGCGGAUUUAAAACAAAACACAUACACACAUGCAAUACAGACUUUUCUUGCUGUAGCCAUAAUUAAUGGCUUCAAUUUUGGGUGUGUUGGUCAACUCUAAAUGGCUGAAAGGUUGCAACAAAUGCUGCCUGACUUAUGAGUUACAGUACAAAGUACAUUUUUUCUUAAUUGUAAGAAAUUCAGUUAGAAAAGCUUCAAGAUUUACUUGUUUUUUUCUAAAGUUGUUAAUGGGGUUUCACUCAUUGUUAUAUGUAUAUAAGAUCAACUUGGAGUACUUAUGUUUACCAUUUGUAAUAAAAUACUGUAUAAUUUUUUAUGUUUGUUUUCUGAGCACUUAAGAAAUUAAUCAAUAUUUAAGAAAAUAAACCAGAUAAAAUGAAA
Archocentrus centrarchus (flier cichlid) is the source of this 2100-nucleotide messenger RNA. It is a transcript of the gene jun, whose product is annotated as Jun proto-oncogene, AP-1 transcription factor subunit. Lineage: Eukaryota; Metazoa; Chordata; Actinopteri; Cichliformes; Cichlidae. The record is from RefSeq and is a predicted model, not a curated record. Gene Ontology annotation, cellular component: transcription regulator complex. Bases 377 to 1360 code for a protein of 327 amino acids. Gene Ontology annotation, molecular function: transcription factor binding; DNA-binding transcription factor activity, RNA polymerase II-specific; RNA polymerase II cis-regulatory region sequence-specific DNA binding. Gene Ontology annotation, biological process: regulation of cell population proliferation; regulation of cell cycle; regulation of transcription by RNA polymerase II. The transcript has a single exon.